This is a messenger RNA of Chara braunii, 1482 nucleotides long. NCBI's taxonomy places the organism in Eukaryota, Viridiplantae, Streptophyta, Charophyceae, Charales, Characeae. The record is from the annotation of a GenBank genome assembly.
AGGGAGAGAGUGGACCAUCAAAGACUCCGUUCAGGAGUCUGGAAGCCCAUCUUGAUGCUUCCCAAUGGGGAUGGGCCCAGCAGAUCCACCAACGGAGGAGCCGACACGCCCUGAGCUGAAGACUGAGCCCCGCAGGCAGAAGGAGUUGCAUGACGAGGGGGUCAUUACGAUAGUGGGUGAUAUUCCCCUUCAUACCCCAGUUCCAGAGCAAGUGCGGCAGCUUUGGCCGGAGGGAGUCCCUGAGCCGGAUAACGAAGAGAUUCCAGCGCCCCCGCCAGAGGUCACUAUAUCACACAGGCGGGAGACGGAGAUAAGAAGGCCAGAAAAAGGAUGGUGGGUUGAGUCUCGCGCGGUCAUUGACUCACGCUUAGCUGCACAUGCAUCUGAGCAUGCUGAUAUUGGGGUGACUAUCUCAGUUGGGCCAUCAUCAGGGUCACUGCACAUCGAGUCAGAGAUAGGUGUGCAUGCUCCAGCCAAAGAGGUCCGUGAAAUAAGGAUGGAAAGGGCGUCCGGGGAGACUGCAAAGGCAAAAUAUGAGAGUCGAAGGGAGGCAGCUCACCAGAGGUCACAAGAGGCAGGGCAGGCGGACGAGAAGGCAGAUGAGGCAAUAGAGAUUGGGGGACUGGGAUUUUCUGCCGCCAUGAUGGCUAUCGCGCGGGUGGACAAAAGGAUAUGCCAAGCAGCAACUACAUCCUUCCAUAGGUAUACCCUACUUAGUGACGAGCUGGCCAUCAAGAAGGGAGAGGUGGAACAAUUGACUGCUCAGCUUGCGGAAGAAAGGGUUGAAAACAAGGCCUGGAGGGCUCGCUUGGAAGCAAAAGAAGCUGAGUGGGAGAAAAAACUCAAGGAGAUGUCAACUGCAGUGGAAAGAUUUUCGGCCACUAAGGUGGUCGAUUGGACUGAACAGAGCAGAUAUGGCAUUCGAGGUGAAGGGAUGCAGGGACUGUUUGGACAGGGAGAGGCGGCAGAGACAUCUCAGCAGGAAAAGUUAAAGAAAGUGUUCCUGGACCCGGUUGAAGCAGAGGCGAGAAGAGAGGCUAACAAGGGAAGUUUUGAGUUUAGGGCCCCCACUGAGUUAGCCUCGCGGCAAGAGGCUCCUAUUUCAGCAAAGGCCCCUAUAGAGGUGCCAACUCAGGAACCUCAGCCUGCACCUGUUGAGGAAGAAGUUGCAGAGGAGUCACUCACGAUCCUUUUGGAAGUGCAGGAGGGGACCCUCACUGGGGCAGUGGCACCUCCUCAGUCUGAGGCACAAGGGAGAGAGUCGUCACGUCUAGAUGAGUUGGUGGCUGCCAUGGAGGUAGAUAUGCCGUCAGAGAGGCCUCAGAGAAUAGAGACCCUGGAGCAUGUGCCAGAAAUAAGGGAGUUGAGGGCACAGUUGGGCUCCUGAGCCACUGGGACUAACUCAGGAGCGCAGGCCACUGAGCGACAGCAGCAAGAGGCCACGAGCCAACCUGCAAGGGCAGUUACUGCCAAGACUUUGGA